Messenger RNA from Microplitis demolitor, 789 nucleotides. RefSeq lists its product as uncharacterized. The transcript is spliced from 2 exons. Lineage: Eukaryota; Metazoa; Arthropoda; Insecta; Hymenoptera; Braconidae. Bases 1 to 789 code for a protein of 262 amino acids. The record is from RefSeq and is a predicted model, not a curated record.
AUGUACGCAUCCGCCGCAGAGGAAAUCGCUGCUUUGCAUAAGCAACUUGCACUGUUGGCUGCCGAGUAUAGCAAUAUGCUUACUCAGGAGCAACUUCCAAACACACGAUCCACAUCACACCGACACCAUCGUCCUCGACAAGUUAAAAAAUUUAAAUAUUGUUGGUAUCACUACAAGCAUGGCGCAGACUUCUUAAGUGAUUAUGACUUACUAGUCGACCUAAAAUGCAAACGCCUUCGCGAUGGCAUCACUGAUUUACUGACACCCGGAAAUUCUCACACAUCGGCAAAGACAAAUAUAAAAGCCGUCGAUAGUAAUUCUGCGUAUAUGGAAUUAUUGCGAGAAUUUGCCGAUGGAACACGACCUGGCGCUACUCAGCGUCAAACAAAAAUACAUUCAACGGUGCAUCAUAUUCAAACGUCACCUGGACCGCCAGUUUCAUGCAAAGCAAGACGCCUGGCUCCAGACAAGCUUAAAAACGCACAAGCAGAAUUCCGUAAAAUGAUCGAAGAAGGUAUUUGCAGACCUUCUAACAGCGCCCGGGCUUUACCACGUCAUUUAGCGCAGAAGAAGUCCGGAGAAGGGAGGCCGUGCGGUGAUUACCGCCCGCUUAACGAUCGAACGCUGAUUGACAAAUAUUCAUUUCGUUAUCUUAACGACUUUGCUGCAUUUUUACACGGUAAAAACAUAUUUUCAGUCGUCGAUUUUGCUAAGGCCUUUUUGCAAAUACCCGUUGCACCGGAAGACGUGCCGAAAACAGCGAUUAUCACACCGUUCGGACUAUUCUAG